Molecule: messenger RNA, 399 nt
Organism: Sphaeroforma arctica JP610
Lineage: Eukaryota; Ichthyosporea; Ichthyophonida
Exons: 1
Coding region: 1-399 (132 amino acids)
Source: RefSeq, a predicted model, not a curated record
AUGAACAAGUACGCCAACGGCGUGUGCAACACCGAGUGCAACAAGCGAGUCUGUGGCUACGACGGAGGCGAUUGCAAUUCGAGCAACAAGCGCUUCAAGCUGGCCAACAAGUGCGACUUGUCGAUCGAUGUCGCUGUGAGCUACAUGACGAACGACGGUACAUGGGUCUCCCGCUGCUGGUACGAUGUCGAUCCUUUGACUACAACCACUCUGGUAUCUGAUUCCACUCCCUUGGUCAGCGCGAAUCUGGUUUGGUACGUGUACACCGAGGUGAGAACCGGGUUUCAUGUCUGGAGCGGCGACGCUGACCGACAAUGCAACGGCAGAACGCUCCCUUUCCGCAAGGUGACGGGUGCUGCCACAGAUUCCACUUGGGCGUACGCGUUUACAUGUGCAUAA